AUGGACUCGAGCGACGAUGACAACGAAGACACCAGGUCUUCGAAGAGCAACAUCAAGAGACACACGCGCACUCAAUCACUUGAGAAAGCUACCGUCAUUCCAAGUCCCAAGCGAAGAACGUACAGAGGUCCGUCGCUUGAGCAUGUGUCAGCGGCUGCAAUGGAUUUUGAAGCAGCCUACAUCGUUGAUUCAGUGGGGGAAACGCCGACUACAUUCAAGUCGGCGAUGGAAUCAAGCGACUCCGGCAAGUGGAAAGAAGCGUGUGACUCGGAGUUCGACUCGCUUCAGAGAAACGACACGUGGGAAAUCGUGCCUCUUCCGAAAGGUCGCAAGGCCAUCGGGUGCCGAUGGGUUUUUCGUGUAAAGGAGAAUCAAGAUGGCGAAGUUGAACGUUUCAAGGCAAGACUUGUGGCCAAAGGAUUCUCACAGAAAUUCGGAGUUGACUAUGAAGAAACUUUCGCACCGGUGGCCAAGUUCACAUCGAUUCGUGUGGUGCUCAGUAUGGCGGCCAAGUACGGCCUAAUGCUACAUCAGAUGGACGUCAAGACAGCGUUUCUUAACGGCUCCCUCAACGAAGACAUCUACAUGGACCAGCCGGACGGAUACCUGGAUGCAACACAGCCGGACUAUGUGUGCAAGCUAAAGAGAUCACUCUACGGCUUGAAGCAAUCGCUUCGCAUGUGGAACCAAACAAUCGAUGGGUUCAUGAUCAAGAUGGGAUUCAAGAAGUGCGAAUCGGACCACUGCAUCUACAUCAAGCGAGACGACCAAGACAUGAUUCUCGUGGUGCUCUACGUCGAUGAUCUCAUCCUGGCCAGCAGCAACAACGAACUCCUCAAGUCGACCAAGAUGGCGCUGAGCAAACGCUUCGAAAUGACGGAUCUCGGUGAGCUCGAUUACUUUCUCGGCAUGGAGAUCAAGAACGACCGUAAGACGGGAAUGGUGACUGUGCAACAAACCAAGUUUCUCAAGUCCGUGUUGACCAAGUUCGGAAUGGAUAACAGCAAGCCAGUGAAGACGCCUCAAGAUCCCGGCCUGAAGCUAACCAAGAACAUGUGUGAACAAGAAUGCAAGCACGAAGACACCAUGUGCAACGUGCCAUAUCGAAGUGCUGUCGGAGGCAUCAUGUAUCUCAUGGUCGCCACACGUCCGGAUCUAGCUGCUGCAGUGGGAUCAUUAUCCCAGUUCUCGUCCGACCCAUGCCCGACUCACUGGCAAGCUUUGAAGAGUGUGCUGAGAUACCUGCAAGCAACGCCCAAUCAUGGUCUUGAGUUUACACGUGAAGAAGGAAGCCGUAUCUGCGGGUACACCGACGCAGACUGGGCCGGCGACAUUGAGUCAAGACGAAGUACAAGCGGCUAUAAGCAGAAUACAUGGCGCUUUCCGAAGCAACCAAAGAAGCAGUAUGGCCUCAAGGUGCUUUUGGGGGAACUUGGUGAGAUGACAAGCGACGAAGCGAUCAAGGUGUAUGAAGACAACCAAGGAUCAAUCGCUCUCGCCAAGAACCCGGAGUUCCAUAAGAGAACAAAACACAUCGACAUACGCUACCAUUUUGUGCGUGAGAAGGUGGAAUCAGGUGAAGUCGUUUUGGAGAAUUGCCCGACUCAAGAUAUGCUGGCAGACAUGAUGACCAAGCCGAUCGCCGCUGUACAAUUUGAAAACAUUCGCGAUCGACUUGGGAUCCAAGGUACCGCAGCUAACGAGUCGAGAGGGAGUGUUGAAAAGACAGCGGCUGUGAAGAAGACACCUCGUCAAGCUGCGUCAAGUGUUGAAGCAAGUGGAAGACCAAGCUUCGCUAUACCGGUGGGUACCGGUAUGUACCAGUAA
Peronospora matthiolae is the source of this 1827-nucleotide messenger RNA. The record is from the annotation of a GenBank genome assembly. NCBI's taxonomy places the organism in Eukaryota, Oomycota, Peronosporomycetes, Peronosporales, Peronosporaceae.